UAGGUGAACAAUUUGCUGUGACGCUGCCAUUUGGAUUUGGAUUUGGACCCUUGUGUCUCCUUGGAAUGUAAUCCUCAAACAUAACAAAAGCAAAGAAUAACGCAAGUGCUAUUGGGCGGACGGUUGAGCACAAAACGCAAACAAAAUAAAAAGUGCAAAUUAUUAUAUGUGCGUGCGUGUGCGUGCGCGGCGGAGACAACAAUCGAUGUGCCACACACAUUGCAUGUUUACAAACACAACGACAAAUACUCGGGUUCGCCAAAAAAAAACUAAAAGAAUUGCAGCGAAAAAGACAAGCAAAAAAUACAUGCAAUACAAAAUUGCAAGCAACACGCAGCAAGCAGAGAGCAAACAGCAAACAGUCAAAACGAGACACACAAAGUGUAAAUAAUAGUGCAAAGUAAGCGCAAGCAAAACUCCCUGUUUUUUUUUUUGUUGGUGGCCAGUGGCGCCCUCUAGCGAGGAGGCUCUUGGUUGGCUGGCAAGCAGAAGCCGAAGCAGAGGCUGAAGAAGUUAAGCUGCCUCAGUCUCGCUGCCUCUGCCUCUGCCGCUGCCACAGCCACUGCCUGGCCGUAUGUGGCGUUGGCGGCCCUUCUUGGCCAGGUGUCGCUCAGGCGUGCUCAGUGAAUCCUCAAGUGGUUUCGUGACCUCAUCGACUGCUGUCAACAACAAUAAUAAUAAUAAUAAUAUCAAGUGUGUGGCGCCUCAUCAACCUAUCAAUUAGCUUGCAUUACACUCGUCUCUUGCUCACGCUCACGCAGGCGGAAGUCAACAGCUGCCACAGAUUAGGCCACAACGCAGCAGCAGCGCUGCCAGCAGCCAGAAGUUGCAUGCCACAGGAGUCGAGGCGACAGCAGCACAGGAGUCGUAAAGCAUAGUCAACAUGGAUGGGGAGCGGCGACGUCGAGCGACGACGCUGGAGCGCGAGAUGCGCGAUCCGACGAGCAUCUGCAACGUGGACUGUCUGCUGGACACGGUGUCGGCGCUGGUCAGCGAUUGUGAUCACGAUUCGCUGAAGCGUCUCAAGAACAUUGAGCAGUAUGCCUACAAAUAUAAACCGCUGGCGCAGCGCAUUAAUCAGCUGCGCAUGAAUGUGGAUGACUUUGAUUUCAUCAAACUGAUCGGAGCGGGCGCCUUUGGCGAAGUGCAGCUGGUGCGUCACAAAUCCUCACGUCACGUCUACGCGAUGAAACGUCUCUCGAAAUUCGAGAUGAUGAAGCGACCCGAUUCCGCCUUCUUCUGGGAGGAACGUCACAUCAUGGCGCAUGCCAACUCCGAGUGGAUUGUCCAGCUGCACUUUGCCUUCCAGGACAGCAAAUAUCUGUACAUGGUGAUGGACUUUAUGCCCGGCGGCGACAUCGUAUCGCUGAUGGGCGACUACGAGAUACCGGAGAAGUGGGCCAUCUUCUAUACGAUGGAAGUGGUGCUCGCCUUGGACACCAUACACAACAUGGGCUUCGUGCAUCGCGACGUCAAGCCGGAUAACAUGCUGUUGGACAGUUAUGGCCAUCUGAAGCUAGCCGAUUUCGGCACCUGUAUGCGCAUGGGCGCCAACGGUCAGGUGGUGUCCAGCAAUGCGGUCGGCACUCCCGACUACAUCAGUCCCGAGGUGCUCCAAUCCCAGGGCGUUGACAAUGAGUACGGACGGGAAUGCGAUUGGUGGUCGGUGGGCAUAUUCCUCUACGAGAUGCUGGUGGGCGAGACGCCCUUCUAUGCGGACUCGCUGGUGGGCACGUACGGCAAGAUCAUGGAUCACAAGAACUCGCUGAGUUUUCCCCCCGAGGUGGAGAUCAGUGAGCAGGCGAAGGCGUUGAUUCGCGCCUUUCUCACCGAUCGGACACAGCGUCUGGGUCGCUAUGGCAUCGAGGACAUCAAGGCGCAUCCGUUCUUUCGCAACGACACCUGGUCCUUUGACAACAUACGCGAGAGUGUUCCGCCCGUUGUUCCCGAGCUGACGUCCGACGAUGAUACGCGCAAUUUCGAGGACAUCGAACGAGAUGAGAAACCCGAAGAGAUGUUUCCCGUGCCCAAGAGUUUCGAUGGCAAUCAUUUGCCCUUCAUCGGGUUCACCUACACGGGCGACUAUCAGCUACUGUCCAGCGACACCGUCGACGCCGAGUCCAAGGAGGCGCAGUCGGUGAACAGCAGCAGUAACAGCAGCGGCAACGCGGCGAACAAUAAUCACGGCCACAAUCACAGUCGCCAUCGACCCUCGAAUUCCAAUGAGCUGAAGCGUCUUGAGGCGCUGCUGGAGCGAGAACGCGCUCGGGCCGAGCAACUGGAGCAGCAGGACACGAGUCUGCGGCAACAGAUGGAGCUGAGUACGAAACGCGAAGCGGAACUGCAACGCAUCGCCACCGAAUACGAGAAGGAUUUGGCUUUGAGACAGCACAAUUACAAAGUCGCCAUGCAGAAGGUCGAGGUGGAGAUUGAGCUGCGGAAGAAGGCCGAGGCACAGAUGGUGGAGACACAGCGGAAGCUGGAGAACGAACAGAAGACGCGCACACGCGAUCUGAACAUCAACGAGAAGGUGCUGACGCUGGAGAAGCAAUUGCAUGACAUGGAGCUCAGUUUCAAGAGCGAAACGGAGCACACACAGAAGCUGAAGAAGCAGAAUGCCGAGCUUGGGUUCACACUGAAGACGCACGAGGAGAAGGUGCGCGACAUGUGCGAAAUGAUCGAUACGCUGCAGAAGCACAAGGAGGAACUCGGCCAGGAGAAUGCCGAACUCCAGGCGCAAAUGGUGCAGGAGAAGAAUCUCCGUUCGCAGCUCAAGGAGCUGCACAAGGAGGCCGAGAACAAAAUGCAAACGCUGGCCAACGAUCACGAGCGCACGCUGUCCCGCGAACAGAAGGCCCAAGAGGACAAUCGGGCGCUGCUCGAGAAGAUCAGCGAACUGGAGAAGACGCACGCGAGUCUCGACUUUGAGCUGAAGGCCGCCCAGGGUCGCUAUCAGCAGGAGGUAAAGGCGCAUCAGGAGACGGAGAAGUCGCGUCUGGUGUCCCGCGAGGAGGCCAAUCUCCAGGAGGUGAAGGCGCUGCAAUCGAAGCUCAACGAGGAGAAGUCGGCACGCAUCAAGGCCGAUCAGAACUCGCAGGAGAAGGAACGACAGCUGAGCAUGCUGUCGGUGGACUAUCGCCAAAUACAGCUACGUCUGCAGAAGCUCGAGGGCGAGUGCCGUCAGGAGUCGGAGAAGGUGGCGGCUCUGCAAUCGCAGCUGGAUCAGGAGCACAGCAAACGCAACGCGUUGCUCUCGGAACUGAGUCUGUACAGCUCGGAGGUGGCGCAUUUACGCUCCCGGGAGAAUCAACUACAAAAGGAGCUGGCUGCCCAGCGGGAGGCGAAGCGACGCUUCGAGGAGGAUCUGGCACAGUUGAAGAGCACGCAUCACGAGGCGUUGGCCAACAAUCGGGAGCUGCAGGCACAACUCGAGGCGGAGCAAUGCUUCUCGCGCCUCUACAAGACGCAGGCGAACGAGAAUCGCGAGGAGAGCGCCGAGCGUCUGGCCAAGAUCGAGGAUCUCGAGGAGGAGCGCGUCUCCCUCAAGCAUCAAGUGCAAGUGGCGGUCGCAAGAGCCGACUCGGAGGCCCUGGCACGCUCCAUUGCCGAGGAGACGGUCGCGGAUCUGGAGAAGGAGAAGACGAUCAAGGAACUGGAGCUCAAGGAUUUUAUCAUGAAGCAUCGCAACGAGAUCAACGUGAAGGAAGCGACACUCGCCACGCUCAAGGAGGCCGAAUCGGAGUUGCACAAGAAGCUCACGCUCAAGGCCAACGAAUGCGACGAGCUGCAGCAGCAGCAUAAGAAACAGCUCGACGAGCUGCAGCAACAGCGUGCCGCCAAGGACGAGGAGAUCGCCAAGCUGGGCGAGAAGUGCAAGAACGAGGUGCUGCUCAAGCAGACCGCCGUCAACAAGCUGGCCGAGGUGAUGAACCGUCGAGACUCGGAGUCGCAAAAACAAAAGAGCAAGGCCCGCUCUACGGCCGAGUUACGCAAGAAGGAGAAGGAGAUGCGCCGAUUGCAGCAGGAGUUGUCGCAGGAGCGCGACAAGUACAAUCAGCUGCUGCUCAAGCAUCAGGAUCUGCAGCAGCAGUCCGUCGAGGAUCAGCAGCUCAAGCAGAAGAUGUUCAUGGAGAUCGAUUGCAAAGCCACCGAAAUCGAGCAUCUGCAGAGCAAACUCAACGAGACCGCCUCCCUCUCGUCCGCCGACAACGAUCCCGAGGAUAGUCAGCACUCCUCUCUGCUCUCACUCACACAGGACUCGGUCUUCGAGGGCUGGUUGAGCGUGCCCAAUAAGCAGAAUCGAAGACGCGGCCAGAGCUGGAAGCGCCAAUAUGUGAUUGUCUCGUCGCGCAAAAUCAUCUUCUACAAUUCGGAAUUCGACAAGCACAAUACAACAGAUGCUGUGCUCAUACUCGAUCUUAGCAAAGUGUAUCACGUGCGCAGUGUGACCCAAGGCGAUGUGAUUCGCGCCGAUGCCAAAGAGAUUCCGCGCAUCUUCCAAUUGCUGUACGCCGGCGAGGGCGCCUCGCAUCGUCCCGACGAGCAACUGGACUCGACGCUGCUUGGCAGCGGCAACGAGGAGCGUCCCGGCACCAUAAUACACAAAGGUCAUGAGUUUGUCCAGAUCACAUACCAUAUGCCAACGGCCUGUGAGGUGUGCACCAAGCAGCUGUGGCACGUGUUUAAGCCGCCGGCGGCAUACGAAUGCAAGAGAUGCCGCAACAAGAUCCACAAAGAGCACGUGGACAAGCACGAUCCGUUGGCGCCGUGCAAGCUCAAUCAUGAUCCGCGCAGUGCACGCGAUAUGCUGCUGUUGGCCGCCACGCCCGAGGAGCAAUCGCUGUGGGUGGCGCGAUUGCUCAAGCGUAUCCAAAAGAGUGGAUACAAGGCCAACUCGUCGAACAACAACAGCACCGAUGGCAGCAAAAUCUCCCCCAGCCAAUCGACGCGUUCCGCCUACAAACCCUACGCGGCGAUUGUCCAACGCUCCGCCACGCUGCCGGCGAACUCUUCGCUCAAGCAAUGAACAGCGAGAUCUCCUCCAACGAGUUGAGAAGUGAAGUGAAGAUGAUGAUGAUGAUGAAGAGUUUGGUUGAAAGGGUGCGCAAAAGAAGAUGAAGAUGGAGAUGAAGCGAAAGCGGAAGCGAAAGCUGUUGGAGCUGGAAUUGGGAGAUUGUAUCUAAUGUUUAUACUUACUACUUACCGAGUAUCGAGUCGAAAGAGAGAGAGUGAGAGAGAAUAUCAACUACUAAAAUGAUUAUGAUUACUUAAUUUUUAACAUGCAUACAACAACUACUACUACCAUCUAUCAAUCAAUCAAUCAAUCGAUCGAUCUACCUACCUAUACUAUAUCUAUCCUAUAUACUAUAUACACAUCUAUAUAUACAUAUA
Messenger RNA from Drosophila albomicans, 5391 nucleotides. RefSeq names its product rho-associated protein kinase 1. NCBI's taxonomy places the organism in Eukaryota, Metazoa, Arthropoda, Insecta, Diptera, Drosophilidae. Bases 884 to 5026 code for a protein of 1380 amino acids. Gene Ontology annotation, cellular component: cytoskeleton; cytoplasm. The transcript is spliced from 11 exons. Gene Ontology annotation, biological process: cortical actin cytoskeleton organization; regulation of cell junction assembly; embryonic morphogenesis. The record is from RefSeq and is a predicted model, not a curated record. Gene Ontology annotation, molecular function: small GTPase binding; ATP binding; Rho-dependent protein serine/threonine kinase activity.